Messenger RNA from Ostertagia ostertagi, 975 nucleotides. The record is from the annotation of a GenBank genome assembly. Lineage: Eukaryota; Metazoa; Nematoda; Chromadorea; Rhabditida; Trichostrongylidae.
UCAUGGGCACUCGAUUUGAUAUAUCUCCAUGACGGAUCGCCGCUUUUUGGAGAAGAAGUGACAUCGCCGAAUGGCAAAAGCUUGACACAAUUUCUUGGAAUCCCUUUUGCUGAACCACCCAUUGGAAACCUACGGUUCCAAAAGCCAGAACCUAAACAGCCAUGGAGGAGUCCACUAAAUGCAACUACCCUACCAAACUCUUGCAUACAGGUCGAUCCGAAUAAAAGACUUGCUGUAAUGGUUUGGGUAUAUGGAGGAGGAUUCUAUUCGGGAACGUCCACGUUAGAAGUUUACGAUGGAAAAACUCUGCCAGUAGAGGAAAAUGUUAUCCUGGUUUCGAUGAACUAUCGCGUAUCGGUGCUUGGAUUCCUCUAUUUGGGGAAACGCGAGGCACCAGGAAACAUGGGUCUUUGGGAUCAGCAACUGGCGUUGAAAUGGGUGCAUGAAAACAUCGAUGUAUUUGGUGGAGAUCCAACCAGAAUCACCUUGUUUGGAGAGUCGGCAGGAGCAGCAUCAGUGAACAUGCACAUGUUGAGCCCACAGAGUACUCCUUAUUUCCAGAGAGCUAUUAUCCAAUCCGCUUCUGUAACAGCACCUUGGGCAACUGAACCACGUGAUGUGGCACUGGCACGUGCAGUUGUACUCUACAAUGCGAUGAAAUGUGGUGACAUGAGCCUGCAGAAUCCCGAUUAUGACAAGAUUUCUCGACUGCUUCCUACGAGCCAACGCAAGCCUUUUGAGGGACAACGAGUGGGCACCUGUAACUUCAAACACACUCAACUUUUGGCUGGUAGCAAUCUUGAUGAGAGCAUGUACUUCAUCGUUUACCAGUUGGCGGACAUCUUUCCGGUUAAAAACUUUUUCACAAGAAGAAACUUCGUGCCGGACCGACAAACAUGGCUGAAAGGCAUCUUGGAUCUGCUGCCACAACAGAUGACUAGAGAACUACCCGGCUCUGGCAGCGAUACUGCAUGA